AUGGCGAACGCGGAAAAUCCUGGUCGAAGUGCUGCUGCAGGAGGAGGAAUUGCCGGUGCAAUCGUGCCGGCGGCUGUCGCUGCUGCUGGAGCUCCGCCACCAAACUUUGCCAUUGAUCCCUUCGACAAGAAGAAGUUGAAGUGGAUGCGGUGGGUGGAGCGGCUGGAAAAUGCAUUUGCCAUCUACGGAGUUGUCGACCCGGCGAUGCAGAAAAACCUGCUUCUGCAUCAUAUGGGGUCGGAAACGUACGACAUCGCCUGCGACAAGAUUGCGCCAGACACUCCCCGACAGAAGACGUAUGCCGAGAUCGUCGAUGCCCUGGAAGGAUUCUUCAACCCCCAGCCGUUGGAAAUUAGUGAAAAUUUCCGUUUUAAGUGCCGCCGGCAAGGCGAUUCGAAUGCGGCUUCGCCCGAUGAGACAGUCGACGAGUACAGUCGGAACCCGCUCUUGGUCUUCGGUAUCAAACGGAAUGACAUCCGAAGCCGGCUGCUAGAGAGGAGGCAGCUGACACUCCAAGAUGCCCGGGACAUAGCCGUGAGUAUGGAGCUUUCCCGGAAAGGAGGUGCGGAAAUCGAAGGGAACCUCGGCAAGCAGGAGGUAAACGCCGUGCACCGAUCGACUGGAUUCAAAGGUAAAAAAGAAAAGCAUAACAAAAUAAACGCUGGGGGAAAGUCUUUUUCUAAAGUGGGACAAAGUGCAAGCGAUUCUUCUUGUUUUCGCUGUGGGGAAAAGUCGCACUUUGCAAAUACGUGCAGGCACAAAGAUACCGUGUGUUCGUUCUGCAAACUGAAAGGACAUCUUGCGAAAGUGUGUAUGAAGAGAUCCGCCUCCGGGAGGUCGGACGCGAGCCGUGCCGGGAACAAAACGAAUGCGGCGCAAGCGAACUAUUUGCACCAAUCCGGCGACGGCGACGAUCGCGAAAGUACACAAGUGCGGGAAGUGUGUACCGUGGACACUAAACUCGGUGGUGCGCGAUUCUGGUUGGACAUGCGAGUGAACGGAAAGAACAUUCGGUUCGAAGUGGACACUGGAUCGCCGGUUAGUAUCGUGAGUGCGAAGUGCCGGGACAGAUACUUUUCCGAAUCGCGGAUGCGUGGUUGCACCACAAACCUUGUGAGCUAUUGCGGUACCAGUAUCGACGUACUGGGAAUAAUCGAUGCGAGUGUCGAAUACGGAAGUGGAAAACUUACGUUACCGCUAUACGUCGUGGACUCCGACAAACAUCCACUUCUCGGGCGCGAGUGGCUAAAUGCGAUUCCGGUCGAUUGGAACAGUGUACUCCAGAAUCCGGAUGCGGUCAACGAGAUUACAAAUGCUACUUCAACCCGUGCUGCUGCGCUGAAGGAGGUUUUGGGAAGAUUCCCGAAAGUGUUCGACGACUCCAUCGGGAAAAUUUGCAGUGUCCAGGCCAGCCUACCGUUGAAGAACAAUGCCAGGCCGGUGUUCCUGAAGGCGAGGAAGAUUCCCUUCAACUUGCAGAAGACGGUGGAGGACGAAUUGGACAAGCUCGAAGCGGAAGGAGUGCUGACGAAGGUGAACCAAAGCAACUGGGCCACUCCAAUCGUCCCGGUGAAAAAGUCCCAAGGCCGUGUGCGGAUUUGCGGGGACUAUAAACAAACGGUCAAUCCAAACCUGGUUGUGGACAGACAUCCGCUGCCAACCGUGGAUGAACUUUUUGCGUCGUUGGCUGGAGGGAAGAAGUUCUCAAAAAUCGACCUCGUUCAGGCCUAUCUGCAACUGGAAGUCGCCCCGGAGGAUAGAGAGAUACUCACCCUGAGUACUCACCGUGGCUUGUAUCGUCCAAAUCGACUGAUGUACGGCGUCGCUUCGGCGCCAGCGAUCUGGCAACGCCAGAUGGAAGUGAUUCUUCAGGGAAUCGAAGGAGUCAGCGUAUUUCUGGACGAUAUCAAAGUCACGGGCCCUGAUGAUGCAACACACCUCCGACGUUUGGAAGAAGUUCUGCGGCGACUAGACCAGCAUGGCAUUCGGGUGAAUAAGGACAAAUGCGAGUUUUUUGUGGAUCAAAUUGAGUACUGUGGCUAUCUCAUCGAUAAAGAUGGUAUCCACAAGAUACGGAAGAAGAACGACGUGCCGUUCAAGUGGACUAAGCAGUGCGAGGAAUCGUUCAGAAGCGUGAAGAACCAGAUGCAGUCCGAGAAAUGCCUUGCUCACUACUCGCCCGAUUUGCCGUUGAUCCUUGCAACAGACGCGUCACCCUAUGGCGUAGGUGCGGUGCUGAGUCACCUGAUGCCGGACGGAACGGAACGUCCGAUACAGUUCGCUUCCCAGACGCUCAACCGAGUUCAGCAAAACUACAUGCAAGUAGAUAAGGAAGCAUACGCGAUCAUUUUCGGCGUCAAGAAAUUUUUCCAGUUCCUGUACGGCCGGAAGUUCAUGCUGAUCACCGAUAACCAAGCGAUAUCCAAGAUAUUCGGAGAGCACAAGGGACUACCGGUGAUGUCAGCUCUUCGAAUGCAACAUUACGCAACCUACUUACAGUCGUUCGACUACGAGAUCCGUUUUAGGAAGUCUGCCGACCACGCUAACGCGGAUGCAAUGUCCCGGAUCCCUCUUUCUCAAGCAGAUCCGGAGAACGUGAUUGAAGAGGCCGACGUCAUCGAGCUUAACCAGAUCGAGACGUUGCCGUUGACUGCUGCGGAGCUGGCUCAGGCCACGGCCGAGGACCGGUCGGUGCGGAACCUCAUCCAAGGAAUUAAGCACGGCCAGCCAGUGGAUCCCAAAGAUCGCUUCGGGGUGGAACAAACCGAGUUUUCACUCCAGAAAGGUUGCCUUCUAAGAGGAAUACGCGUCUACGUACCGCCGGCACUGAGGAGGAAAGUGCUGGACGAGCUGCACUCUACCCAUUUCGGAACAACCCGGACGAAGUCAUUAGCCCGAGGAUACUGCUGGUGGGUAGGAAUGGACCACGACAUUGAGGACAUGGUUUCCAACUGCGCCGAGUGCCAAUCGGUCAGGCCGGAACCUGCGAAAACUAGACUGCACUGCUGGGAGACGCCGACGAUGCCGUUCCAGCGGGUCCACGUAGAUUUUGCGGGCCCGUUUCAAGACACGUACUUCUUUAUUCUGGUCGACGCGUACAGCAAGUGGCCGGAGAUAAAGGUGUGCAAAUCAAUCACGGCGGAGAGUACGGUGAACAUGUGCCGGGAGAUAUUUGCCACCUACGGAAUACCAUCGGUUCUAAUUAGUGACCAUGGUGUUCAAUUCACGUCGGAAACUUUCCAACAGUUCCUGCGGAUGAACGGUGUGGUACACAAAAUGGGAGCGCCGUAUCACCCAUCGACGAACGGGCAAGCAGAGCGUUACGUGCAAACCUUUAAACAAAAGCUGAAAGCUCUGAAGUGUCCGAAGUCUGAGUUCAACCUGGAGUUAUCAAACAUACUGCUGACCUACAGGAAGAUGCUGCAUCCGUCAACGGGCCAAUCGCCGUCAAUGCUGAUGUUCGGUCGUCAGAUCCGCUCAAGACUGGAUUUGAUGCUGCCGAAAAACGAACCGAAACCUGCUGAAAACUUGACCGUACGAGUGUUCCAAGACGGAGAUCGAGUGCGAGUGCGAGACUUCCUCUCGCGUGACAAAUGGAAAUUCGGAAGGAUCGUCGAGAAGGUCGGCAAGCUACGCUAUUCUGUGCGCCUGGACGACGGAAGAGUCUGGGAGCGCCACAUCGACCAUAUUGCUGGAGUUGGCGCGAACAUGCGUGAAGGUUUGGUGAAUCCCCCUAGGGAGGAGGUAUACACUGAACGAACACCAUCUACGAUUGCAGUUCCUGCUUCGGUGGCAACCGCUACUGAACCGCCUGAAGAGGUGACUACUGGUGAACGACCGGUGGUGCACGCUCAACCUACUGCGUCAACUGAGGCUGUUCCUGAACCAGAGCCGGGACCUUCGGCAACAAGGACGCCGCGAUCUGGUAAUGCCUCCCUGCAAACCAUCGAUAAGUAG
Molecule: messenger RNA, 3957 nt
Organism: Aedes albopictus (Asian tiger mosquito)
Lineage: Eukaryota; Metazoa; Arthropoda; Insecta; Diptera; Culicidae
Exons: 4
Coding region: 1-3957 (1318 amino acids)
Biological process (GO): DNA integration
Molecular function (GO): zinc ion binding; nucleic acid binding
Source: RefSeq, a predicted model, not a curated record